Megalops cyprinoides (Indo-Pacific tarpon) is the source of this 762-nucleotide messenger RNA. It is a transcript of the gene stc1l, whose product is annotated as stanniocalcin 1, like. The record is from RefSeq and is a predicted model, not a curated record. The coding region runs from base 1 to 762 and encodes 253 amino acids. Gene Ontology annotation, biological process: intracellular calcium ion homeostasis. The transcript is spliced from 4 exons. Gene Ontology annotation, cellular component: extracellular region. Lineage: Eukaryota; Metazoa; Chordata; Actinopteri; Elopiformes; Megalopidae. Gene Ontology annotation, molecular function: hormone activity.
AUGCUGCAAAAGAGUGGACUUCUCCUUCUGCUGCUGGUGCUGGUCACUGCCGCGUACGAGCAGGACGAGAGCGAGUCUUCGCCCCGGAGAGCGCGCUUCUCCGCCAACAGCCCCUCGGACGUCGCUCGGUGCUUGAACGGUGCCCUGCAGGUGGGUUGCAGCGCCUUCGCCUGUCUGGAUAACUCCACCUGCGACACCGACGGCAUGCACGAUAUCUGCAAGUCCUUCCUCCACGGCGCCGCCAAGUUCGACACACAGGGUAAGACCUUCGUGAAGGAGAGUCUGAAGUGCAUCGCCACGGGCAUCACCUCCAAGGUCUUCCUCACCAUCCGCCGCUGCUCCACCUUCCAGAAGAUGAUCUCCGAGGUGCAGGAGGAGUGCUACAGCAAGCUGGACCUGUGCGCCGUGGCCCGCGCCAACCCCGACGCCAUCGGAGAGGUGGCUCAGGUGCCCAGCCAGUUCCCCAACCGGUACUACAGCACACUGCUGCAGAGUCUGAUGACCUGUGAUGAGGACACGGUGUCGCAGGUGAGGGCGGGGCUGGUGUCCCACCUCGGCCCAGACAUGGAGGUUCUGUUCCAGCUGCUGCAGAGCAAGCCCUGCCCCCUGCCUUCUGGAGGCUCCGCCCCCGCCGGGGUGGGCGGUAACGGUGCCUGGCGCUGGCCAAUGGGACCGCCCAUGUUCAAGAUCCAGCCCAACCUGCGCACCAGAGACCCUACCCACCUGUUCGCCAGGAAGCGGUCCGCGGGGGAACGGCCCUAA